Myotis brandtii (Brandt's bat) is the source of this 888-nucleotide messenger RNA. RefSeq names its product KIF1-binding protein-like. NCBI's taxonomy places the organism in Eukaryota, Metazoa, Chordata, Mammalia, Chiroptera, Vespertilionidae. The transcript has a single exon. The annotation marks the transcript as partial. The record is from RefSeq and is a predicted model, not a curated record.
UUUUACUCUUCAGUUUGCUCUAAUAUUAUUUGGCAGCAGGAAAUCAGUACCUUACUUACCCAUAAUUAUUUUUUCUUUCAGGACAACAUAGGAGAACUUGAUCUUGAUAAACAAUCUGAACUGAGAGCUUUAAGGAAAAAAGAACUCGAUGAGGAAGAAAGCGUCAGGAAGAAAGCUGUGCAGUUUGGAACCGGUGAGCUCUGUGAUGCCAUCUCUGCGGUGGAAGAGAAAGUGAGCUACCUGAGACCUUUAGAUUUUGAAGAAGCCAGAGGACUUUUCUUACUGGGUCAGCACUAUGUCUCUGAAGCAAAAGAGUUCUUUCAGAUUGAUGGUUAUGUCACUGACCAUAUUGAAGUUGUCCAAGACCACAGUGCUCUGUUUAAAGUGCUUGCGUUCUUUGAAACUGACAUGGAGAGACGGUGCAAGAUGCAUAAACGUAGAAUAGCCAUGCUAGAGCCCCUAAUUGUGGAUCUGAACCCACAGUAUUAUCUGUUGGUCAACAGACAGAUUCAGUUUGAAAUUGCACAUGCUUACUAUGAUAUGAUGGAUUUGAAGGUUGCCAUUGCUGACAAGCUGAGGGAUCCCGAUUCACACAUCGUAAAAAAAAUAAAUAAUCUUAAUAAGUCAGCAAUGAAGUACUACCAGCUCUUCCUAGACUCCCUGAGAGACCCAAAUAAAGUGUUUCCUGAGCAUAUAGGGGAAGACGUGCUUCGCCCUGCCAUGUUGGCUAAGUUUCGAGUUGCUCGUCUCUAUGGCAAAAUCAUCACUUCAGAUCCCCAAAAAGAGCUAGAAAAUUUGGCAACAUCCUUGGAACAUUACAAAUUUAUUGUUGAUUACUGUGAAAAGCACCCCGAAGCUGCUCAGGAAAUAGAAGUGGAGCUAGAACUU